AUGCAUCUCAUGGUGAGUAUCUUCCUGGUGAGGGUGAUCGGCAUCCUGGUGGAGUCCUACCUGACGCUGCGAUUCGUGAGCCCGACGCUGUACUUCGUGGGCCUGGUGGAGUCCUACAUGGUGCUGUGCUUCGUGAGCCCGACGCUGUACUUCGUGGGUCUGGUGGAGUCCUACCUGGUGCCAUACUUCGGGAGCCUGGCGGGGUUCUACUUGAUGUUGUGCUCCGUGAGCCCGACGCUGCACUUCGUGGGCCUGGUGGAGUCCCGCCUGCUGCUGUACCUCGUGGGGCAGGCGCUGCACUUCGUGAGCCUGGGCACUCGCCGGCGGCAACGCCCGCGCGCGCAGUCCUGCCUGCUGCUGUACUUCGGGAGUCUGGGGCUGUACUCGAUGGACCCGGCGGAGCCUUGCCUGUACUCCGGGAGCCUGGCGCCGUACACCGGGAGAGCCUGGCGGUGGCCCGCCCGAUGCCGCACGUGGGAGGCCUGGCGCUGUAUUCCGCGAGCCUGGUGGAGGCCUGCCUGCUACUGUGCCUCGUGGGUCUGGCGCUGA
This is a messenger RNA of Prorocentrum cordatum, 549 nucleotides long. The record is from the annotation of a GenBank genome assembly. NCBI's taxonomy places the organism in Eukaryota, Dinophyceae, Prorocentrales, Prorocentraceae.